This is a messenger RNA of Carassius carassius (crucian carp), 2316 nucleotides long. RefSeq names its product tripartite motif containing 35-12 (gene trim35-12). The transcript has 6 exons. The record is from RefSeq and is a predicted model, not a curated record. Gene Ontology annotation, molecular function: protein binding; ubiquitin-protein transferase activity; zinc ion binding. Lineage: Eukaryota; Metazoa; Chordata; Actinopteri; Cypriniformes; Cyprinidae. Bases 44 to 1606 code for a protein of 520 amino acids. Gene Ontology annotation, biological process: protein ubiquitination.
UUUCAAAAGCGAGUGGACUCCACUUCAGCAACACCAGACAGCCAUGCCCUUGAGACCGAGGGCUUCCUCUCAACCUGGAAGAGCAAGCACCCUUCCAAGCCUUAAAAACGUCCCAAUUCUGCGCCCGAGAGCUUUGUCGUCCCACACGCAGUCACCCUUAGAGGAUGAGCUCUCUUGUCCGAUCUGCUGCAAGAUCUUCACCGAUCCCGUGGUCCUGAAGUGCAGCCACAGUUUCUGCCGCCUCUGCCUUCAAGCCUUCUGGAACAAGAAGUCAUCCAAGAGGGAAUGUCCCAUGUGCAGGAGGAAGUGUUCUCUGACGGAGCCCACCGUGAGUCUGGCUCUGAAGAACGUGUGCGACGCCAUCGCACAGGAGCAGAAAGGACAGGCGUCUGGGAGAGUGGGCUCAUAUUUAGCUAACGGGAUGUCUAAACCAGAGGCUCUCUGUGCCACUCACGGAGAGGGACUCAAAUUGUUCUGCCAACAUGAUGAAGAAGUUCUCUGCUGUGUUUGUCAAACCUCCAAGAAGCAUCAAGGCCACAGUGUGUGUCCUUUGGAGGAAGCAGCAAAUGAUCUCAAGGAGGAAAUGCGGCAGAUUGUCAUCCCGCUUAAGAAAAGCCUUCGACGCCUCUAUGAGGCCAAACAGGAAUGUGAUGACAUAACUGUCCACAUCAAGAACCAAAGACAACAGACAGAGAAACAAAUUCACGAGGAGUUUGAAGAGCUUCGUCAAUUUCUUCUGAAGGAGGAAGCUGCGAGGAUUGCUGUUCUGGCAAAAGAAGAAGAGACCAAGAAACAGACGAUGAAGAAAAAAACUGACAUAAUCACCCGUGAUAUACUCACCUUUUCUCAGGCUGUCAUUGCCAUUGAAAAUGAGAUUGCUAAUGCUGACAGUCUCUUUUUACAGAACUACAAGAAUGUCAAAAAGAGAUCUCAGAUAACAUUUAACGAACCAGAAAACAUCCCAAAUUCUCUAAUUGAUGUUGCGGAGCACAUCACCUCGCUGCAGUUCAGAGUGUGGGAAAAAAUGCAGAGCCUGGUGGAAUACACUCCAGUGGCGUUGGACCCUAACACGGCGUACCCCUGUUUGUCUCUUAGCAAGAAUCUGACAAGUGUGUCCAACACAGGGACGAUGAAAAAGCUGCCUGAUAACCCUGAGCGCUUUGACCACCUUGUUUUUGUACUGGGCUCCAAGGGUUUCACGUCAGGAUGUCAUUCCUGGGAGGUGGACGUGGGCCAAAAUAAUGACUGGGUUAUUGGUGUGAUUAAAGAAUCAGUAGGCAGAAAAGGCAAAAUCUCAGGCUGUCCCGAAGGAGGAUUCUGGACCAUCGCUCUCUCUGAUGGGAAGUACACGGCCAUGACCACCCCACAUACACCGCUCGACCUGAAGGGCCACCUGGAAAGGGUUCGGGUGAAGAUCGACUAUAAUAAUGGAGAGGUCAUCUUCUUAGAUUCAGUGGGCGUCACACCUAUCUACACAUUCAAUGACCACUUUACUGAGACAAUGUUCCCUUUUUUCUGUCCGGGGGCAAAUAUAAACGGGAACAAUCCAGGGCCACUGAAGAUCUGCCCUGUGAGAGUGGCAGUAUGGAACAGUUCCUCCUGGUGAUGCCAGUUUUAUUUAAGUAUUUCUGCUUCAGUUAUACACUACCAGUCAAAGAUUUGGAAACGUUUACUUUAUAUUCUUCUAAAUUACUAUUUUUCCAGGUUUUAGAAUUAAAUAAAAUCAUGAAACAAGUCAAACUGAAGAUUGACCAGGUGUGGCCAGUUUUUAUAGCAUUGCUCCAUAAGCCCCCUUUUGGAACCUUUAUAUUUAAGAGUGUAUUAGGCCCUUAACCAUUGAUUGUUGCAUCAAAAAGACAUGCCUUUCUCACUAGCAUUUAUUCAAUGGCCAGGAACUCUGCCAUUCCUUGUAGAGUCUCAGCAAACACUAGCAUGCAUACUAUUUAUAGAGAAGUAAUCAGCACAUGUUUUUUUAUGGUCUUAACACAAACUGACCGUGAGCUCAGUCAAGUGUGUCUUUUAUUGGUAGUACAUGAUGUUACGUUUUAUGGACAGUUUGUUGUCUACCAAAGUAAAUGUUUGGAUAUUUUACUAAUAUUUACAUUUGAAAAUGUAACUGAUAAGAAAUAUCUAAUGAUCAGAAAAGUAGUUGUAUUUAUUGCUCUUUUCACAAUGUGUAUGUAGUAGUGUAGAAAUACUGUCAGAAAACACUUAACAUUAAAUACUAAAUAUGUGUUGUGAUGGUGUUUUUUUAUGUAUGGUAAAUUAUAAAGCACAAAACGUUUUUGCUUUCAGAUAAAUGACACAAUAUUUAAA